AUGAAUUGUGGAUUCGGUGAGUUUGUAUGUUUGCUUAAUGAAAUGAAGCAAAUUAACCAAGAAGAUAUUGCUGUUCCCUCAUUUAAACUGAGCAUUGCCAAGGAUUUAACUGCCAAAUUUUUUAACAGCCUUAAUUUUGAUCAGCUCAAAUGUCGAAUGCCUUUCCAUUACUUUCAUGAGGUUGCACUCAGUUGGCAGACAGUGGCGAUGGCCAUUGCCAUGUUUCGUCGCAGGAGUAACAGUCAUCAAGGUCGAGAGAGUGAUGAGGUGCAGCAUGAGUCUAAGGUCAAUGAGUUCAAGGCUACUAUUGGACCGCUAUCAGACCGCAGCUUACAGUAUUGCACAGAUGCGUGCUUGAAGAGAUAUUUGGAAGCACGGAACUGGAAUGUGGACAAAUCAACGAAAAUGUUGGAAGAGACACUGAAGUGGAGGUCAACCUAUAAACCUGAAGAAAUUCGCUGGAAUGAAGUCGCAGUUGAAGGCGAGACUGGCAAGGCAUUUGUAGCAAAUUUUCGUGACCGCAAUGGGAGGCCUGUUCUUAUACUGAGGCCAGCACUACAGAAUACAACAUGCAUAGAUGACCAGAUGCGACAUCUAGUGUACCUCCUAGAGAAUGCAAUCCUCAACCUUCCAGAAGGUCAAGAACAAAUGUCAUGGUUGAUAGACUUCACUGGGUGGUCUUUGAGCAACAGCGUGCCUGUCAAAGCUGCUCGUGACACUAUCAAUAUACUACAAAACCACUAUCCUGAGAGACUAGCUAUAGCAUUUCUAUACAGUCCUCCGAGAAUUUUUGAAGGUUUUUGGAAGAUUGUUAAAUACUUCUUGGACCAGAAAACAUUCCAGAAAGUGAAAUUCGUGUACCCGAAGAAUAAGGAUAGCGUGGAACUGAUGAGGUCAUAUUUUGACGUGGAUAAUCUUCCUGGUGAGUUUGGAGGAAAAGCCACAUUGAAUUACGACCACGAGGAGUUCUCUAGGUUAAUGGCUGAGGAUGAUGUGAAAGCUGCUAAGUUGUGGGGAUUUGACGACAAGCACCACUCUGGCGCUAAUGGGUAUUCUGGAGCUGAGGUUGCUGCAGAGCCUGAGGUCCUUGCUGCAGUGGCCAGCUGAACCGCUUCUCUGACUUGUAAAAUUCAAACUUCAUAACUCAAAAGGAGACCAAUCACUUCACUUCUAUAUGUAGGCUUGAUGCCUUAAUUGAGACUAUCACCUAUUUCCCUAACGCUGCUUGUGGCCUACAGGUGAUAUUACUGCUGAGAAAACAUUCGCUUUUGCUCACCUAUGAAUCUGAUGUUAGGUCUCUCUCUCUCUCCCACCGUGUGUGCGUGUGUGCGAGUGAGUGACUGCAGCCAUAUGCGGAAGGCACCGAACUUUUUUCGUUCAGAUGAGUUACACCCAGAAGCUUACUGGUUAAUUCAAAAGAUCCAAGAAUGACUUCUUGCCCAGGAAACAAAUUCAAGGGUCAACUGUACCAAUUCAACUGUGUAAAGAA
This is a messenger RNA of Ilex paraguariensis (yerba mate), 1489 nucleotides long. Lineage: Eukaryota; Viridiplantae; Streptophyta; Magnoliopsida; Aquifoliales; Aquifoliaceae. The record is from the annotation of a GenBank genome assembly.